CCAAAAUCCAAAUUCCCCCCUCAAUUCUCAUCCCCUUUCGCGUGUCUCGUUCCCCUUCCCCAAAUUAUUCCCCCUUUUCUUUUUCUUUUUUGCCCCCAAAUUGUAGGGUUCGGCGCGCGAAUCUAGGAGGAGAGAGAGGUGCCCUAUUUAUGUUGCUUCGACAUCGUAGUGCAUUUUAGGAUUCGCGUUUGAUUGGAUUUAUUGAGGCUUAUUUUACAGGUAUAAGGAUAAGGAUAAGAACAUAAUCAAGUUAGAAAAGAGAGAAAAAGAGACAGGAGUUGUUGCUUCGCCCUCCGACGCCGGGCUUGGUUGUCAAUUAACCAUUGACAGCCGGCCGGCCCCCCUUCUUCCUUUUGCUCGAAAAUUAUCGGUUGGUGGGUCGUAUUCCCCGUGCAAAAGUGAGAAUCUUUUUUUCAUGAGAAGUUGCUGAAAACUGAUCGACUCAGACUCGUGAGAUGGCUUCGCUGGCCGGUCUUCUCCACCGGCCUCUCUCAGCCGCGGCCGCCGUGGCGGUCGCCACCGCUUCGUCGGAUCUCCCUGAACGAUUUUCUCACAAUAAGUUAUCCGAACCGAAUGUUUCGCCGCAAUCAACUGCGUCCGAUGCUCCGGAUUAUUCUGUUGUUCGUCGAGCUUCUGUUGCUGGUCUCUUGAGUCCUUUCGCGAAUGCUAGCCCCGUCAUGCAGAAUUCGAACCUUCCUCAUGUUCCACGAUCCUUAUAUGGCUUUUCUUCGGCCCCCAUUGCUUCUCCUCUCAUUUUAGCUCCCUAUCAGUAUGCAAAGAUCGUCAGGCCCCCACCAGAUCACGACGAACCCGCAUCUACCAUCCCUUCUUCGUCCUCUGACACUCUGUACCGAUGGCAUCUGCCGGACCCGAGAGCUUCUAGGAACUCAGGCAGCGACACAUGCUCAUCCACUAAGUCUCGGACGGUAGUAGUUUUGCUUGGGUGGUUGGGCGCGAGACAGAAGCAUUUGAAGAGAUACGCGGAUUGGUACACUUCGAGGGGGUACAAUGUCGUGACCUUCACCUUCCCGAUGUCUGAGGUCGUUAGCUACAAGGUUGGGGGGAAAGCCGAGAAGGACCUCGAGUUGCUUGCCGACCAUCUCGCUGGUUGGGUUUCAGAGGAGAUCGGGAAGAACUUAGUCUUCCACACUUUCAGCAAUACCGGGUGGCUGACCUACGGUGUGAUAUUGGAGAAGUUUCGGAAGCAGGAUCUGUCGUUGAUGGAAAAGAUCAAAGGUUGCAUUGUUGACUCUGCUCCUGUUGCUGCCCCUGAUCCACAGGUUUGGGCUUCAGGAUUCUCAGCUGCAUUUCUUAAAAAGCAGAGUAUAGCGACAAAAGGAACGGCGGAGUUGAAACUCUCGAGGAUGGAUGUUAUACCUAUUGCUGAUUCUGGUCUCGAACCUAAACCGGCGGCCACCGAGGCUGCUUUACUAGCGGUCUUGGAGAAGUUCUUCGAGGUGGUUCUGAAACUUCCGGCUGUCAACAGGAGGCUCUCGGAUAUUUUGCGUCUGUUAUCGAAGGAGCAGCCAAAGUGUCCGCAGCUCUACAUAUACAGCUCCGCCGAUCGAGUCAUUCCGGCGAAGUCAGUGGAAUCCUUCGUAGAGAGGCAAAGGAGAGCAGGGCACGAAGUUCGCGCAUGCGAUUUCGUGUCCUCGCCUCACGUCGACCAUUUCAGAAACCACCCCGCUCUUUAUACUUCUCAGUUAACCACUUUCUUGGAGGAAUGCGUGCUCACUUGCUGCAAAGAUUCUUCAUAAGAGAUUCUGAACAUAUACAAUUUCUUUUUUUUUUAUAUGAUUUUUUUUUUUUUUUAUAAAUUCUUUCCUGGUAAUUAAUCAAGCAUACACCAGGCAUUAUAGUCACUGAGCAGAUACUUGUAUGGAAUGGAUAUAUUUACAAAUUCACCAGAAUUUAUUCAGUUCUCUUUUUUUUCCCCCUGAAGGACAAGGUUUCUCAGAGAAUUUGUACAGUAAAUUCAAGAUAAAGUAUUAAUCUCUGCCAUUUAUUGAGUUAUGGUA
Messenger RNA from Ananas comosus (pineapple), 2018 nucleotides. RefSeq names its product transmembrane protein 53. The transcript is spliced from 6 exons. The record is from RefSeq and is a predicted model, not a curated record. NCBI's taxonomy places the organism in Eukaryota, Viridiplantae, Streptophyta, Magnoliopsida, Poales, Bromeliaceae. The coding region runs from base 456 to 1757 and encodes 433 amino acids.